CUUUGUUCGAGGAGAGAGAGAUUAUCUUACCAGAAUCGAGCUGAAGUGAGUGGUGGUCUGUAAACUCGAGCUGUGAGAGUGCUGAGACUGUUUGGUUGACAUCUCGAGUUAUACCAAUCCAAUUAAGGCGUGUGAGAUACCAAAAGAAAGCUCUCAAGACGAGGAAUCUUUGAAGGGCUGGUUUGCAUCAAUCGGAGUAGUGGAAGGCUUCCAAAUCGUCCGAGCAAAACACAACCUCGCAGAGACGGAUCUACUCUUCUAAAGUUGAAGCUAGAGCUUGCUACUUGCACCUUCUCACGGGUGAUAUCAAAUCAGGGAGACGUGGUUCGUGCUUCCUUAUUUUCUUUCAAACUACCGAACACAUGCUCAUGGAUAUUUAUCUUACUAUAAACUAUUUUUUUUUGGGGCUUGCAUGCUCAUGUUGUUGGCCGGUUGUGGCUUAUGACUUACCGUUGAAUAUUUCCGCUAUUCAUUGGUUUAAAUGUGAUGUUGUUAUGUAUGUUUACUACUGAGUAUGGAUGGAUUAUAUUCUCGGACGCCUUGUGUAAUUAAGUGAGGUUGACUCGCGGGUGACGUCACUUGAUUAUACGGCGGUUGUACACGCGCUUGGAUUGCGGUCUGGGGCGUGACGUAUACCCUUCUAACUCAGGGUGGUAACAUGACGGUGAGGGAACUUGAGCACAAGUUCAGGGAUCUUGCCGACUACAUACCAGAGUAUGCAUGUGACGAAAACCGAAUGGUGAACCACUUCUGGGAUGCUCUAGACUUGGAGAUACGUGAUAGGGCAACACAAUUGCCUAACAUGACCUUCAGUCAAAUGGUUGAUCAAGGCUUGAAAGGGGAGAAGCAAUGGGAAGAGAGGAAGAGGAGAGACGCCGAAGAGGCGAAAAAGAGAAAGUGGGAGAGUCAUGGCCCUCAAGGUUCUAAUAAAAAGGGAAACGAUGGAGGAGGAUCUUUCCGAACACCACCGCCACCACCUAGGGGGAACCAAGGCCCGAACGGACAAGGAUCACGGACCUCGGGGGUAGCUCAGUGCAAUAACUGUAAAAGGAGCCACUUUGGCAAAUGUCGUGACCCUCCUAGAUGCUUCCAAUGCGGGAACACCAGGCACUUAAAGAUGAAUUGCCCACAAUGGGGUGGGGCAAGGUCAUCGGGACCAAGUAGCGGGGCUACGGAAACAAGAAACCAAACUGGGGGUUCCCUAUAAACUAGGGAACAUGGGGGAGCAAGCGCGAGCAAUGUGCCAUCGGUGAAUCAAGGAAGGACUCAAGUUAGAGUCUGCGCAAUGACCGAGGCCGAUGCUCAGGCCAACCCCGACUCCGUUGCAGGUUGAAGCUCGAGCUUGUUACCUGUGCCCGUUGCUCGGGUGAUCCUUUGGAGAGAAGACGUGGUUCGUGCUUUCUCCAUUCUGUUUUGAACAAUAUUAAACAUGCUCAUGGAUAUUUUACUAUAGAGCCUGCGUGCUCAUGAAUAGCCCUGUGUGGCCCUUUUGUUUUAAACAAUGUUUUCCGCUGCGUUAUGAA
Molecule: messenger RNA, 1523 nt
Organism: Cuscuta epithymum
Lineage: Eukaryota; Viridiplantae; Streptophyta; Magnoliopsida; Solanales; Convolvulaceae
Source: the annotation of a GenBank genome assembly